ACAGAUGACCUCAGCCAGUUCUUCCUUUCCCAGAAAGAAGGAGCCUAGAGGAAGAUAGGAUCUGCCUGCUCUUCUUCUGUCUUCUCUUUUCAUAACACUCUACCUGUACUGAUCAGAAAUUUGGGCCCCCCAAAAGGGACUAAGGAUCAGCAGAUGCUUUUCUCUGCCAAAGCCUCAACAUAAGAACUGGGUAAGAUGGCUCUGUCCAGGAUUCUAGUCUUCCAGCUGUUUCUGGUACCAGCUCUGACCUUCCUCUCCUUUACAUCCUCUGAAGUCAGAAAUUUCUAUGCUCUGCACAUUGACUAUCCUAAGGUUACAUUUGCUAAGAGCUUCCAUGGCUACUGCAAUGGCCUGAUGAGCUAUAUUCGAGGAAUGAAAAAGGAUCGGAGAUGUCCCCAUAUCCACCAUGUGCUUCAUGCUCCCUGGACAAAAGUUAGUAGCAACUGCAAGCAUUCUGACACCUUCUGUGAAGAUUUCAAUGAGUACUGCUCUCUCAGCCAAGAUGCCUUUCCUCUUACCACCUGUAAACGCUUAUCCCUGGAGCCACCCAGCACCUGCCAAUACAAUGAAACCACUUCCACUCAACGGGUUUACCUACUUUGCUCCAGAAAAUACAAUGGUGAACCCAUGCAUAUCAUUGGCGUCUACUAGAGGUAGAACUGGGAUUCCUCCCAAGUGUAAGGGGAAACCUAGGCUCCGAUCCCUGACAAAACAAGGGUCAGGCUGUUGUUCUCUGCUUGGGGAAUGUAAGUCUUCCCCUGCCCUCUGCACCUCUUCUAUGACAACAAAGCAGGCCAAGCCAGUUUCCAGGAAACCAGAUCAUUCGGCAGAGUCUACAAGGGCUCCAGACCACUCCCCACGGUCUCCACAGGAAGAAAAGUAAAUAAGUUACCAUACAGACUAUCAGGAAACUGCCCCAUUACCCUCUGAGCGAGUCCAACCCUGUGCCCCUUUGCCAAUCUCCCAACCCACAGAUACAGCCCCUCACCCUUUGUGGAGUUCAGUCUUCCCCUCUCUCCCCCUCCCCCCACCCCCUUGCCCUAAGAAGCUAACUCUGUCCAGUUGGCAGAGGCUGGCUGUACACUUGGCCGGAUCCUGAAAACUGGCAAGAGGCCCAGAGCCAUGGCCAGCACCAUGACAACAGCUGGCCUGGCCUCCUUUUCCCCCAACCCCCACUUUCUAUCCCCAUUACUUCUUUCUCUGCUCAGUUUCCUCCAAAGGGUAUCUUUGUUUGCUAGACACUGGUCAUCUAGUCUCUGAAGCACUCAGUUCCCUCACACCCAUCCUGAGCUCACAGAACCCCUUCCCAUCCCAUCUUAACCAUACACACCCAAAUUCCCAAUCUCUCCCUUUCUUUCGAGUCAUUGGGGUUCCCUUCAUAUAUAAUCUGCCCUCUUUUCUCUCCAUCCCACAAUAGACUCUAUGUAUCACUUGUGAGGUUGAGUGGGAUACAGUAAGAUAAAGUCUUUUAAACCAUGAA
Messenger RNA from Phascolarctos cinereus (koala), 1480 nucleotides. It is a transcript of the gene RNASE13, whose product is annotated as ribonuclease A family member 13 (inactive). Gene Ontology annotation, biological process: defense response to Gram-positive bacterium. NCBI's taxonomy places the organism in Eukaryota, Metazoa, Chordata, Mammalia, Diprotodontia, Phascolarctidae. Gene Ontology annotation, molecular function: nucleic acid binding. The record is from RefSeq and is a predicted model, not a curated record.